AACAGCCAAGCGCCUCUCCCUCUCUCUCUCCGUCACCUGACAGAAAUAUUAUUCACUCAGAUACUCACCUGCGGAAUUUCUCUCUCUCUCUAAGAUAUCAGACUUUUUCGAUCUCUAGAGAGUGAGAGCUUCAAUAGUUAUAGAGAGAUAAUGCAAAAGAGGGCUGCUUUCCUUUCUCAAUCAUGAGCAAUUCGAGAUGAUCCUUACCAUACACUGAGUAUCUCAGAUUCAAUUCUUAUACGUUCUUGUUCAUUUCCUUCCGUUCGAUCCGCUCUCGUCUGAAGCUGGCCCUGGAAAUCUUCGAGGACCGAUCUGCAACUAACGAAAGAUUAUAUUUAAUUAAAUUCAGCAAAUAAGAUUGAUUUUUUUAUUAAUUAUGUUUAUGGAUCUGCAUAUGGAGUUGUGUUCUUGCAGUUGGCGGAGUCAACAAAUAUAAGAGUAAGAUCGGAUCCAUUUUUAAUGUUCAUUUUAUUUCCUCUGUUUUGCUAUGGAAUUAUAUGGCCUCGUUUUUGCUUUGUUCAUCAGUAGACUCAGAAAACGUAGAGAAAUUAAGAAAUUUAAGUUUAGAUUUAGAUAUUUUCGUCAGUGAAAAGAUUUAAGUUUUUGAAUGUCAACUUGAGGAGAAUUCGAAUUUUGAAAUAUUUAAAGAUCCAAAAACUAAAGAAUUCUGGGUUGAACCUUAAUCAAAUGCUAGGUGUAGUUAAGUCGGAUUUUGUCAGUAACUUUUGUCAUCCAAAGGUUUUCUUUUAAGUUUUAACUAAGCCUAAUUAUGAACUCAGUCAUCAUUCGAUGAAUAGCCAGUAACAUGCCUUUUAAAAUCAUUCGCAUGGUACCGUUUCUUCAUGGGUUACCUCUAAUACAUACAUGUAUAUUUCUUGGCAAGAAAUGGAUGUAUAGCAAUCCUAUAUGAGUGUACCUGAUGUGGGCUUUCAUGAUGAUAUUUGAAGUUGUUUCUUUUCAUCAGGGUGAAUAUCCCACCAUUGAGGCAAGGGUAGACGAUUUAGAUGGUAUGCUACAGUGGCUUGAGGUCCGUGAUCCUUCAAGCUGACCAGAUUGGGAUAUUUCCCAAGGGAAGGGAGUUCUUUAGCAAUCUCGAGAGAGGUUUGCAUGCAACUCAGAGCCUGAUAUUUUGGAAUCACAAAUUUACGACGAGGAAAAUGAUGGUGGAUACAAGUGAAACUGUUAAUCACGGUACCAUGAUUGAUGCAUUACCAGAGAAGGAUGAUAAUGGCGGCUAUGCUAGUGGGAGAUGGAAGAGUGAAGAAGGAACUUUGAGUUGCGGGUAUUCAAGUUUUAGGGGAAAGAGAGUAAGCAUGGAGGAUUUCUACGACAUUAAAGCUUCCAAGAUUGAAGGGAAAACAGUUUGGAUGUUUGGGAUAUUUGAUGGGCAUGGUGGUUCUCGUGCGGCCGAGUUUUUGAAGGAAAAUCUCUUUGCGAAUCUCAUGAAGCAUCCUGAAUUUUUGACUAACACCAAAUUGGCUAUAAGUGAAACAUAUCAACAGACUGACAGGGAUUUUUUAGAGUCUGAAAGGGACACUUUCCAUGAUGACGGUUCUACUGCUUCAACAGCAGUUCUGGUCAGCAACCAUCUGUAUGUUGCCAACGUUGGAGAUUCACGGGCUGUAAUAUCAAAGGCCGGAAAAGUAAUUCCUCUUUCUGAGGAUCAUAAACCAAAUAGAUGUGAUGAGCGGAAGAGAAUUGAAAGAGCUGGAGGUGUUGUAAUGUGGGCAGGCACUUGGAGAGUAGGAGGUGUUUUAGCAAUGUCCCGCGCCUUUGGUAACCGCAUGCUGAAGCAGUUUGUUGUGGCAGAUCCUGAGAUUCAGGUAAUCCUUAAAGUCAUUGCUCUCUUUAGCCUUGAUGAAUUUUAUGUGAAGUUUCAUUGUAUUUUUCAUUUAUGAUUCCUUUUCUCUGGUUGUCUGUUGAUGUAAUCUGAUGAAUGUGAUGUUAAUGAAAGGCUGGCAGAGGGAGGAUGGUAUGUCAAAUUUUCAGCUCUAAAGGUCUUGAUUGUGGACAUGUUUGAAGUUGUGAAAGAUAGCUCAUCCUAAAUUAGGCAUCGGGGGAUAAAGCGGAAUACCAUUAAGGGUUCAUUGGUCCAGGGCAGACACAUGGAGUAGCAAACCAGAAUAGAGUUGGUCACUACCGAACAUAUCAUUAAGAUUUCAUACUAUGCCUAUGAAGUAAAUAAUUCAGGCAGAAAAUGAUAAAGUUACAUACCGGAAAUCAAUUAAACUCUGGAAAAAAAAAUGUGAAACUGAGGAAGCCAAAAAGGGGGCAAUGUGAAGCUGGAAUUUAAAUAGUAAACAUGAUUUCUUAAAAAAGAGGAAAUGAAAAAUUUGGUGAGACAACUAUACAUGCUGAAGCUCACUGAGGGUAUGAUAUACGACUGAUUGUCUUUACAACAAAUAGAUGUUUUAUUACCAAGUUUUGAUCCAGACUUUGAAGGGUACUCGGGGGAAGACCAGUUCAGGCCUGACAUCCAGUAUCAUUGGCCGGAAGUGGCUGCACCUGAUCUGAAACUACUUUAUGAUCCUCAUCACCUGAGCCUUUAACAUUGCACCAAGCAAUGCAAUUAAUCAAUAGUUCUGUAGCACUUGAAAGGCUUUUUUUUUUCCCUUAGGCUUUUUUUUUCCCUUCCUGAUAACUAGUAAAUGACUUGAAAAAGAGAGAUCAAUCCUAUCUUUGAAACUUCUCUUUUGGAAAGAGGAAAAUUAACUUAAAAAUUUAAAUGACUUUUUGUCGAAGUAAUUAUAAUAGUCAUUAAAGGGAAGAAUGAAAAAAAAUUGCCUUUCGUCUUUGACUUAUAUCAAGAUUCUGUUAUUAUACCAUAUGCCCUACUAAUUACAGUUUUGGACCUUUUUGUGGAUAUCCCAACUUUUAACCCCUUUGGUAAAAAGUACUGCUUGUCAAUGGGGUGAGCCACUUGACUUUCAGCAUGACAUGAUGACAUAAGAUAAGUGCAAUGCUUUAGAAGGAAAUUUUGGUUACGAUGCUUUGUUAGAUAUCCAAACACACACCCUCGUAAGCAGUUGUGGAACUGUUCCAAAACAGUAUUCACUUGUAUAUCAUAAGAGUAUUAUCCCAUAUGACCCCAGUUAAUAUUGUUUCAUUUGAAUGCUAUUGUGAACAAAAUGCAUGUUACUGUAUGCAAUUUCAAGCUCUCAAGCAUGACAAAUUUUGGUUUGUUUUUACUACUUUCUAGGAUCAAGAAAUUGACGAAGAAUUUGAAUUGCUAGUGCUUGCAAGCGACGGACUCUGGGAUGUUGUACCUAAUGAGGAUGCUGUGUCACUUGCACGAACAGAAGAAGAACCCGAAGCAGCUGCUCGGAAGUUGACGGAAGCUUCUUUUAGUCGUGGCAGUGCCGACAACAUCACAUGCAUUGUGGUGAAGUUUCUCCACAAUAAGGUAGAUCCAACGGAUCCCAAGCCUGAACAAGACUUAGAGGACAUAGCAUGUGUAUCCAACAUCUAGGCAAUCAAGGUGGGAAUUUACAGAUGCGAAAAUGACCAAAGCAGGAGGUUAUUUGUUCAUUCCUUUAUAUGUUUCUUGUUUUGCUCUUGUUUUUGAGAGAACUGUGAGUUGACUGUUCAGGCCAUGAGGGAUUAAAUGGAACAGAAUUGAUUGGGUGGUAGAGUUGUGGAAAUGCCUGUUUCUAAGGCUUCAUCUGUGAUUCUAUGUACUCUUUCGUAAUUUUGGAAUCAAAAAAAUUGUUGUUAAUUUCUCUCUCUCUCAUUUUUGGAUAACAUGUCGAAA
Molecule: messenger RNA, 3751 nt
Organism: Ilex paraguariensis (yerba mate)
Lineage: Eukaryota; Viridiplantae; Streptophyta; Magnoliopsida; Aquifoliales; Aquifoliaceae
Source: the annotation of a GenBank genome assembly